This is a messenger RNA of Salpingoeca rosetta, 2472 nucleotides long. RefSeq lists its product as uncharacterized. Lineage: Eukaryota; Choanoflagellata; Craspedida; Salpingoecidae. The transcript is spliced from 7 exons. Bases 68 to 2209 code for a protein of 713 amino acids. The record is from RefSeq and is a predicted model, not a curated record.
UUUCGCUUUGCACGCAGCCGCCAACAAAUUUCAAACCAGCAGCCAGCAGUGCAGCUGACACGCGACCAUGUCAGCGCGGGACUUGAACAGCACUCCCGACCAGGACCAGGGCGACUCGUCCGAUGACGGCACGGGAGCAUCCCACAAUGGCAAAGAAGAGGAAGAUGUCCCUGUGGACUACACAACCCUGUCAGCAAUUGAGGCCGGCCUUCUUGCGCGCGCAUAUUUACAAGCAGCAACCACAGAGUACAAGAACGUUGUAGAGGGCAUGUACCCAUCCUACGACUCACAAUGCGGCUCCUUGGCGGAGAAGGUCCGAAAAAUCGCCGACAAGCAUGGGAUUGCACUCCUUCCACUUGAGCCAUCUUACAACGAACAUGAGACAGAGAAGUACCUCGAAGACAUGCUGAAGCAGCCCUUCGCGGAAAACAUCAAGGCCCUGAUUCAGGAAAUCCGCAGCGUGCUGAGCGAGAAGAAGCAGGUUAUGCCAUUGAGCAAGGUGAAAGGAUUCCUGCGUCGUAUUGACGACGUCAGACGCAAAGGAUUCGCCGAGUCUCGGAUGAACAGACGGUAUUGGCACGACAUCCGUUGGGACUGGAACCCCACGUUAGUUGCCGAGGAAAGGGCGAAGGAUCGCAGAGAAGUGUUUAGGCAGCCGUUCUCUGCCGAGCUUCUCUGCCCUGACUGGCACCUGCACAACGAGUGGUUUCAAGUGGUGGAACGCAAGGAUGACACCUUUGGUUUUCCAACUGCCGCUUACACGCCAGAGACGCGGUUCAACGACCGCAUGCAAGGGCCCUUGGCCAAGGCAUGUGCUGGCGCAGCAGUGUACGUCAAGAGCAACGCGGUGUUUUGGGCCGACCCCGGCUCUGUCGCCGACUACGUUGUGCGUUUGAUCUCAAACCGCAACUGCUACCCGCUGGUGAUUGAGCUGAGGACAAGUGACAGCCAGCAGACGCAGGAUGCUGCCAAGGCGCAGAUGCUGGAGUACGCAGCUAGGGCCAUCAGAUCAACGGGAAAACAGUGGCGUGAUUUGAAGGGGUAUUUGUUCCCCUUUGCCAUCACCGUCUGCGGGGGGAAGGUGUCCGUGUACGCGUGCACGCUGGGCAAGGAGAUGCACAGUGGCAAGGGCUAUAUCAGUGUCCUUUACACAAAACUUGGCGACACCAAACUGGAGAAGCUCGGGAACGUCAUCAAGUGGCUGGUCGACGCAGAGCAUAUGGCACAUUACGAGAGGGUUUCUGCCAUUGCCCAGGGACGAAAGGCCCCUUCCCCCUCAGCUCCAGCGCUUGCGCCUAAGACGACACCCACAACUGACGGUGCCUCGGACACGCCUGCUUGCACAACCACCAGCACCAGCAGCACCAGCAUCACCAGCGACAAGGAGGAAGAAGCAGCUCAGUCGCAGUCCGCGCCACGACAGCAGAUUGUCGACACUCGGUGCAGCACGGAGACAGCACCAGCCCCCAAGAGUGACACAGCAGACAGCAGCAAGGGGGAGCAGUGUGAGCGUGCAGACGCCGAAGCAACACGGGCAAGGUCUGCCAAAGUUGCCACGAGAUACGUCCUGUCCAUCUACAAAGGUGACGAAGACAUGGCAGCGUUUGCAGGGGUGAACGGCAAGGUGUUGAAGGUGUGCGGCGGCCGCAGCGUUGAUGCUUCUGAGGAGGUGGCCCGGGAGCUGCAGGCCUGGCAACUGCUCUAUCCAAAUGAGAAGGUUAAAGUGUACCAGCGGUCACGCCCCAUCCUUGCGUUUCCCCGGUUAAAGCUGGGAACUGACAUCGACGUCGGGCUUGAUGCCGCGGCUGAAAACCUCUUUCGCUUGUCGCAGAACAAUCUCUGUCACUGCGACAUCCGCUUUCACAAUGUCUCAGGCGACGGCCGCAUCUUUGGCUUUGGUUUUUUCUGCGAGGCUGGUUCGGAGCUUCCCGACUCCUAUCCCACGCGGCUGCGCGAGCGGCCUCGCAGUGUGCUGCAUGGCAAGCCAACGAACUACCGCGCAGACAUUUUGCUGGAUUGGGAAGCGCUGCUGUUUUCCUUCGUGUUCUCGGACGAUUCCGUUGAAUACGUCAUGAGUCGGCUGUUUCGGGGCAAGUGGUUCCUGCUGGAGUGGCUGGCAAACAAGCGGGCCAAGCUGGACAAGGACGACAAGGAGACAGCAGCGCUUCUGCACAAGAUUAUGCAGCACAUUGCUCUCGUGUACUUCUGAACUUGACGCGUGGUUGGCAUGGUAUGCUCCGUGGACUUGGACUUGGACUUGUGGGUGGGAGGGCAGUGUGUUCGUGUAUGUGUGUGUGUGUGUGUGUUUGGUGGUGGUUGAUGUGGUAGUGGUUCUGGUUGUGUGUGUUUGUGCUUGUGUGUGUUGUGUCCAAAUGAGACAUGGUUGAUUUUGGUUAACUAUAAUGAUUCUCUCUACUCUACUGCAACGCUGAGCAAUGGUGUGAUGUGAUGUGAUUGCGACGACAAAUACAU